Messenger RNA from Xenopus laevis (African clawed frog), 1260 nucleotides. Its product is annotated as olfactory receptor 10A7. The record is from RefSeq and is a predicted model, not a curated record. The coding region runs from base 322 to 1242 and encodes 306 amino acids. Lineage: Eukaryota; Metazoa; Chordata; Amphibia; Anura; Pipidae. The transcript has a single exon.
UUAACCACUUUAAGAGGCUUUUAGAUUUUUUUUGCUCGUCUGAAAAACAACUCGUAAUUUUAUCGCAUUUUUUCAGUUCGUACUUUUUAUAUGAUCUUUUGAUAACUUUAAUGGCAUUCAUGGUUUGGUUUACUUGUGGUUUCAAAAAGCUCUAAAACCACUUACAUUUGGCCUGUCUCACAUACAAUGGCAGUUUAUUACAUUUCGAUGCAGUUCAUUUUUUAGAAGCUAUGUAGAAUUUUUUCCAAGUUUUUUAAACUCUUUACAUUGAAGAUCUUAGAUCUUGACAAACUCACCAUAAAGGGAGUCUACUGAUUGGACAUGUGUACAGACAAUAAUACAGUAAUAACUAAUAUCCUUCUGAGUUUCCAUGAUUUCAACAAAUUUAAAAUUCCACUUUUCAUACUGUUUCUCUUACUCUAUAGUGUGAUAUUAUGUGGAAAUGUUCUUAUUAUAUUCCUGGUGUCAUUUAAUAAACAUCUCCAGAUCCCAAUGUUCUUCUUUCUGAAACAUGUAGGAUUAGCAGAUGUUCUGCUUACGACUGACAUUAUACCCAUGAUGUUACAUAUCAUACUCAAUGAAGAAAUGAUUAUAACUCUAGAUGGAUGCAAAUGCCAACUUUAUAUUUUUGGUAUUUCAACUGUGCAAUGUCUUCUGCUUGCAGUAAUGUCCUAUGAUAGAUACCUUGCCAUCUGUUACCCACUGCAUUAUAUUUCAGUCAUGAGCCCUGAUGUCUGUCUCCUGCUUGUAGUGGGGUGUUGGUUAUUAGCCUUUGUUGUACAAACUGGUGAAAUGAUUUUGGUAUAUCAAAUGGAUUUCUGUGGCUUUAACCAAAUUGACCAUUUUUUCUGUGAUUUUGGCCCACUUGUGUCACUUACUACUUCAGACACAUUUGUAUUAACAUUUGUUGAUUUGGUAUAUUCAUUUAUCGUAAUAACUUUUCCAUUUAUCUUCAUCAUUGGAACUUAUGUCUGUAUCUUCAUAACCAUCUUCAAGAUGAAUUCCAAGACUGGAAGAAAGAAGACAUUCUCUACCUGCAGCUCACACCUAACUGUUGUGUGCACAUAUUAUGGGACUCUCAGCAUUGUCUAUAUGAGUCCAGCUGAAGAAAGCUCUUCUACUGCUAAAAUGAAGAAGUUUGUAUCUCUUUUUUACAUUAUAAUGACUCCGUUUAUGAAUCCCAUAAUAUACAGCUUGAAGAACAAGGAAAUCAGAGAAACCGUGAGAAAAUAUAUAAAGUGACACAGAAAAUAAAUUGAC